AUGGUUCUCAGAAAUACAAACUCACCAUUGACCUCGGAGUUCGAUGCCUUGGUACAGCAACAGAUGGACCAAUGGAAAGUCCCAGGACUAUCCAUAGCAGUGGUUCAUGGCUCCAGUACCUGGUCAAAAGCGUAUGGAUUGUCCGAGUUUCCUGAUCGCAAAAUGACCACCGAUUCUCUUUUCUCUACUUGUAGCACCACAAAAGCAUUCACUGCAGCGGCCAUGUCUCUUGCCAUUGACGAUAGCAAGAAUACGGAAACCCCCCUUCGCUGGGACACACCAAUUGCCUCCAUACUGAGAGAUGAUUUUGUGCUGGAAAACGACUAUAGCACAAUGCAUACUACCAUAGAAGAUGCUCUAUCGCACCGCUCAGGGUUACCAACCCACGACGCUUGUUUAAAUCUAGUGCAUCCCCAAAGAUCGCUACGCGAAGCAGUUCGCAACUUACGAUAUCUUCCUAUGGCCUAUGCUCCCCGCACUACCUUCUCUUACAACAACAACAUGUAUAUGGCGGUAUCGCAUGCAUUGGAACAAAUCGAAGGCAAGGCUCUCGGCGAGACUCUCAAGAGACGCAUUUGGGAUCCAUUAGAGAUGAACGAUACAUAUUUUUCCGUGAUAGAAGUCUCGCGGGACCCAUCUCUUAGUCCUCGACUCGCGCGGGGCUACACCUGGGACCCAGAUACAAACACCUACGUCGCAGAACCAUACAUGAACGAUGUCGCCGUGACUGGAGCCGGCGCCAUGGUGAGCAGCGUACUCGAGUACACCAAGUGGCUACGCGCGAUGAUCUACCAAAAGGGUCCGAUCUCACCACAGGGCCACGCAGAAAUCUUGAAACCACGCACGGUGAUCUCCAAUUCGGAAGAGCUAGUCGGACCCCCGGCCUGCCCGAACCAUCUCUAUGCCCUGGGAUGGUUUGUAGAUAGUUACCGCGGCGAGCCAUUGUACUGGCACAGCGGGAGCUGGCCGGGAUUCGGCAUCAUGGUAGGCUUUCUACCGAGCAAGGGCUUCGGCUUUGCCAUGAUGGGUAACACGACCAAUGCCCGACAUGCGCAAGUUGAGAUCUACAUGCACCUUCUAGAUCAGAAUUUCGGUGGAUCAGGGAUCCCGCCCUCAGUGGGCCAGGCGGCUGAACCAGAAAACAAAAAGAUCAAAGCAAAGUCCGAGUGUAUGAAAGAAGCCAUCAAAAGGCUUUAUCCCUCUCUCCCUGAUCCUGUUAUUUCCCAUUCGCUACCACUCAACCAGUAUGUGGGGACAUACGAGCACCCUGCGUACAGUUCUAUCACUCUAUCUCUCCAAAAUGGAUGUUUGGUUGCAGAUCUACUAGACCUUGCUAUACCUUCCCUUAUCACUCUCGCACAUGCAAGCGGGGAGUUCUUUGUGGCGCAUUACUACCAACCCAAAGAAAUUGGAUCGCUCUCUGGUUACUAUGCAACGGAAUUCAUAGUGGGUUCUAAUGGGAUUGCCACCGCGAUGGGUAUGGAUGUGGAGCCCGCUUUGAAUGGAGAGAAGAUGUGGUUCGAUCGCAAGUCCUGA
Molecule: messenger RNA, 1536 nt
Organism: Penicillium concentricum
Lineage: Eukaryota; Fungi; Ascomycota; Eurotiomycetes; Eurotiales; Aspergillaceae
Product: Beta-lactamase-related protein
Exons: 2
Coding region: 1-1536 (511 amino acids)
Source: RefSeq, a predicted model, not a curated record